Castor canadensis (American beaver) is the source of this 858-nucleotide messenger RNA. The record is from RefSeq and is a predicted model, not a curated record. Lineage: Eukaryota; Metazoa; Chordata; Mammalia; Rodentia; Castoridae.
AUGGAUGGAUUGGUGUCUGUUAACUUAAGUUGGGGUAUCACCUUCCUCCUUCAGAUUGGUGUAGGAGUCCUUGGAAAUUCUUCCGUCUUUUUGCUGUACAGCUUGACAUUACUCACCAGACAGAUGCUGAGACCCAUAGACUUGAUUCUCAACCAGCUGGUCUCAGCUAACAACUUGGUUCUUUUCUCUAAAGGAAUUCCUCAGAAAAUGGCAACUUUUGAGUUGAAAUCUUUCAUGGAUGAGACUGGAUGUAUACUUGUUUUUUAUCUACACAGACUUGUCAGGGGGGUCACACUCAGCACCACCUGCCUCCUCAGUAGCUUUCAGGUCAUUAAAAUUUGUUUCAAUGUCUCUGUGUGGGUGAAGCUCAGAAUGAGAUCCCCAAAGUGCAUCAUCUUCUGCUGUUUUCUCUGCUGGAUAGUUCAGUUUGUGUUAAACAUUUCUAUUGCAUUUUGUGUAACUGGCCCAACAAACAGCAGAAACGUGACUAUGGAGAUGAUAUACAGGUUCUGCUCCUCCCCCACUACAGGGAGACUGGUGUUCGUGGUGUGUGCUGUCCUGUUCUCCCUCAUGGACGCCAUGUGCCUGGGCAUCACGGUCUGCACCAGCAGCUCCAUGGUCCUCAUCCUGCACCAGCACAGGCAGAGGGCCAGACACAUCCACAGCAGUGGUCUCUCCCCCAGAGCUUCCUGCGAGAUGUGGGCCUCAUGCAUCAUCCUGGCCCUGGUGAGCAUGUUUGUCUGCUUCUCUGUUCUGUCUUCCAUUUUAUCAUUUAUGACUCUCCCCAGAAAACAAGCUACAGCAUCCUGCCUGUCCCCAGCUUUAGUCCUCUUGGCUGUUUCCUCAGCUACAAGCUAA